Eucalyptus grandis is the source of this 799-nucleotide messenger RNA. Its product is annotated as prosaposin-like. Gene Ontology annotation, biological process: lipid metabolic process. The record is from RefSeq and is a predicted model, not a curated record. NCBI's taxonomy places the organism in Eukaryota, Viridiplantae, Streptophyta, Magnoliopsida, Myrtales, Myrtaceae.
CUAGUGGAUUACUAUGCUCCAAUCUUCUUCCUAGAGCUUUCUACAAUUCAACCUGAAGAGCUCUGCAAGGAUAUCUCCGCCUGCAAAUUAGCGGCAAGAGUUUCCAAAGCUUAGGAAGAUAGCUGUGAAUUUUGCCAUGAUGCUGUUUCACAAGUCUUGGAUAAGUUGAAAGACCCUGAUACACAGAUGGACAUAAUUGAACUACUCCUGAAGGCUUGUGAUUCCCUUGAGAGCUACGAGGACAAGUGUAAGAAGAUGGUCUUUGAGUACGGGCCACUAAUUCUUGGCAACAUGGAACAAAUUCUGGAGGCAGCUGAUGUAUGCAGUCUGUUGCAUUUGUGCGCCGCCACCGAAAUCAAAAGUGAAGAAUCAGUACCCACCAAGGAGAUGCCGUUACUAUCCGACUCUUGAAGCAUCGUCAUGCAGGAUGCAUAGUUCAUUUAUGUCCUAAAAUGUGCGUUUCACUCGCCAUCGAUACGUACGAUCACAACCCUACACUAGUGUCAUUACUCGUGACCGGAUAGAGCUGGAAAUGAAACCCAAAAAGGACCGAUGCAUGCCAGAUGGACAUUGGAACGUGUUGUCUGGUGGCGUUGGUUAAUGGUUGCUGCGAUCACUAGUGCUGUAACACCUAGCAUCGUCGAAGUUCUACUUUUGUUUACUUACUAUGUUUGUCAUACAAUAGCCGUAUCUGUCGGACAAAAGAACCUCGAUGGAACUACUUACAUUAUGGUUAGCCAUUGCUGCUAUGUGUGCGCGUUUGUUUGUAUAUAUAUAGUGGUCAGUUUGUGUUCCCUUA